AUGAAAGGAAUUGAAUGUGCAGUUGAAAAGCCUUCCCAGAAAGUUUCAGGCCCAGAUGGCUUCACCGAACAUCUAGGGAAGAAGCAAUCCUGGUUUUACAAACCCUUCCAGAAAAUUCAUAAGAACACUUUGCCCAACCCUUCUGCCUGGCCCCACGCCAGACACACACACCUCCAGAGGAGGGAGCUGCAGGCCGAUGUUCCUCACUGGCCGAGAUGCACCCGUGCUAAACAAAACUCGCGAGCCGCCCGCGGGACAGAGGCCGCACCGGGAAGGCCGCCGCGCCCAGCGACGCCGCCCUUCCGGGGCCCGCCCCGCCGUCCCGGGCUCCGCGCGGUCCCGCCCCGGCGCAGGGCUGGUGGCCUCGGACUGGUCGCCGCGGCUUCCGCUCCCCUGCUGGGCGGGGCCGCGCCGCCGCCGGAGGCGCCAGGCCGAGCGGAGCGCGCGCACGGGCGCGCAGGGACGCGCGUGGGAAAGGACGGGGCCGGUGGCCUCGCCUCCGUGGGGUCGCCGAUGCCGGAGGCCGGCCCGGAGGCGGCGGCGGCGGCGGCGGAGCUGCUGCCCUUCCUGGCGCUCGGGGCGCGGCCCGACCUGCAGGCGGCGGCGGCGCAGCACGCGCUGGAGCUGAGCGGCUCGGGGCCCGGCCGCGCGCUGCUGGCCGGCCAGGCGGCCCUGCUGCGGGCGCUGGGCGCGCUGGCGGCGGCCCCCGCUCCCGCCCCGGCCCGGGACGCCGCGCGCGCGCUCGUCAACCUGGCCGCCGACCCCGGCCUGCACGAGCCGCUGCUGGCGGCCGAGCCCGGGCUGCCGGCCCGCCUGCUGGGCUGCGCGUUGGACCCACAGUGGCCCUGGGCCGAGGAGGCGGCCGCCGUGCUGGCCAACCUCAGCCGCGAGCCGGGGCCGGCGGCCGCGCUGAUGGCGGCGCUGGCGGCCGCGGGGCCCGGGGAGUCGGGCCUGGAGCGGCUGGUGCGCGCGCUGUGCACUCCCGGCUACAACGCCCGCGCGCCCCUGCACUGCUUGGGGCCGGUACUCUCCAACCUCAGCCAGCGGCCCGCGGCGCGCGCUUUCCUGCUGGACCCCGGCAGGUGCGUGGUCCAGCGGCUGCUGCCCCUCACCCGAUACCCGGACUCCUCGGUGCGCAGGGGCGGUGUGGUGGGGACACUGCGAAACUGCUGCUUCGAGCACCGACACCAUGAGUGGCUGCUUGGGCCCGAGGUGGACAUUCUCCCCUUCUUGCUGCUGCCCCUGGCUGGGCCCGAGGACUUCUCCGAGGAGGAGAUGGAGCGGCUGCCCGUUGACCUGCAGUACCUGCCUUCAGACAAGCAGCGAGAGCCUGAUGCUGACAUCCGCAAGAUGCUCAUCGAGGCCAUCAUGCUGCUGACAGCCACGGCACCUGGUCGGAAGCAGGUGAGGGACCAGGGAGCCUACCUGAUCCUGCGAGAGCUGCACAGCUGGGAGCCAGAGCCUGAUGUGCGGGUGGCUUGUGAGAAACUCAUUCAGGUUCUUAUUGGGGAUGAGCCGGAGCGCGGCCUGGAAAACCUGCUGGAGGUGCAGGUGCCGGAGGGUGUCGAGCGGCAGCUGCAGCAGCAGGACCGCCAGGAGCAGGAGCGGUGUGAGUGGGAGCGGCGGGAGCGGGAGCUGGGCCCAGAGCCGCAAGCAGAGGCAGCUGCACCCACCUGAGGCCCGGAAGCCUGCCACCAGCCCCCGGCCCGCCUUUGCUCCCCAUCCGUCAAGGCCUCCCGGAGCAGGCAUGUCUGAGGCCUCUGGAUCCCCUUGCUCUGAGGGUGUGGCCUUGCUGAGGGUCGAGGGCAGCUCCCUGUGCCCUACUGCUUCCAGCAGGAAUGCUGGUUGCUCAGAGGAGGACUGUUCAGCCAGAGCUGGCCCAACCUGGUGACUUGCUCAAGUACCACCAAGGGGGUGGCCGGCCAGCGGGGCUGGACAGAAAAGCACUGCAAGUCUGAGGGUCCAGCUGGAGCUUCCCAGUCCCAAGGGUGCUACAGGGGCCUGGGGCCCUCAGCUUGCCCUACCUGAGACCCAGUCUCAAAGGGCUGACCUGUUGAGAUUUUCACCAGCCACAGACUGUCCUGGGGUCUCCCAGGGCUGCACCCCGUGGCUUAUCCUCAGAGCACUUGCUGGGUGCUGCCUCCUCUUCACCCUCACCACCUUUCCGCUUGACCUACGCCCAAGCCCAGCCCUCAGGUCUUUGCAAGCUUGUCAUGUCUUAUUUCCCGGUCCUGGACUGACCUGAUGCCUUCACUCUCCUUGACUAGCUAGGCCCUCCCUCAGUCAACUUCCCUGAGCCUCAGUUCCGCAGAACCCCUUGCCUACCAAGCUGAGAGCCUCCCUGAUAUGCCUGCAGCCUUGCCCUUGGCUCGUGUCUUUCCCCGACCACCAUCUGCCCCCUUGGACCCCCUCGGCUCCAUGUGUGGUGCCUCCGAUUCUUUGACCACCAGGCCCAGUAGGCUCUCUCUCACCCCCAUUUUAUUCCCUUCUUGGGCUUCCCACCAAACCUAGUGCCAUCUUUUGUACAGGACCCCUGCACCCUGGCCCUCCCGGGCCCCUUGUACCCUGGUGCUGGGGUAUAGCAUGUCUCCCCAGGAGUUCCCAGCACCCUUCCCCCACCACAACCAUGCCCUCAGUCCUGGUACUGCCUCCAAAGCUGGAGGCAGCUCCACUGGCGCUCCCAUCAAGACUGGGUUGUUCAUGGGUGCCGGAUGUCUCCCUCCUCUCUGGUCCUCUCUGUACCCCCCUCCCCCGAGUUAAAGCUCUGGAAGGUAUGUGGGCGGUUUUUCAGAUGCCCCAAGGCCCGCAGCCCUCUUCCUGCAUUGAGAAGCACACACUCUUGGCUCCACAGAAUAAACGCUUUAUCUGGCCUCG
This is a messenger RNA of Hippopotamus amphibius kiboko, 2874 nucleotides long. It is a transcript of the gene HGH1, whose product is annotated as HGH1 homolog. The coding region runs from base 1 to 1677 and encodes 558 amino acids. The record is from RefSeq and is a predicted model, not a curated record. NCBI's taxonomy places the organism in Eukaryota, Metazoa, Chordata, Mammalia, Artiodactyla, Hippopotamidae. The transcript is spliced from 6 exons.